This is a messenger RNA of Abrus precatorius (Indian licorice), 1732 nucleotides long. RefSeq names its product diacylglycerol kinase 5-like. The coding region runs from base 112 to 1554 and encodes 480 amino acids. Lineage: Eukaryota; Viridiplantae; Streptophyta; Magnoliopsida; Fabales; Fabaceae. The transcript is spliced from 12 exons. Gene Ontology annotation, molecular function: ATP-dependent diacylglycerol kinase activity. The record is from RefSeq and is a predicted model, not a curated record.
UCAAAGUCAACUUUUCUUCAUUCCCCUUCUCAUUCUCAAUUCUAUUUCAAUUUCAUUUCACUUCUCCUUUCUCAUUCGAUUCUGCAUGUCAUACAGCACCUGCAUGCACCAAUGGCUUCUCAGUUUCUCGACAACUUCAAGAUUCCCGAUUACAUUCUCGUACCUGGUUCCAAGGUUGAGAAUGCCGCUCAUGUCCCGCUGUGUCCGGUUCUGGUUUUCGUCAACUCCAAGAGUGGGGGUCAGCUCGGUGGUGAUAUCUUGAAAACCUAUCGCACUCUUCUUAAUCAAAAUCAGGUUUUUGAUUUGGGGGAACAUGCUCCUGAUAAGGUGCUCAGAACAGUUUAUGCCAAUUUGGAAAGCCUCAAGCUACGUCGUGAUCAGUUUGCUAUAAAGAUCGUCGAGAGGUUGAAGUUAAUUGUUGCAGGGGGUGAUGGAACAGCAGGAUGGCUUCUUGGAGUUGUUUGUGAUCUCAGAUUAUCUCAUUCUCCACCAAUAGCCACCGUUCCCUUGGGCACAGGGAAUAAUCUACCUUUUGCAUUUGGUUGGGGGAAGAAAAACCCGGGGACAGAUCAAGGCUCAGUUGAGGCAUUUUUAGAUCAAGUCAUGAAAGCAAAGGAAAUGAAAAUUGACAACUGGCACAUUCUCAUGAGAAUGAGAGCUCCUAAAGAAGGUUCCUGUGACCCAAUUCCACCACUUGAGCUACCACAUUCUUUGCAUGCCUUCCAUCGUGUGUCUGAAGCAGAUGAACUUAAUAUGGAAGGUUGCCACACAUUUCGUGGGGGAUUUUGGAAUUACUUCAGCAUGGGAAUGGAUGCUCAAGUGUCUUAUGCAUUUCAUUCAGAACGAAAGCAGAAUCCUGAAAAAUUUAAAAACCAGUUGAUUAAUCAGACUACUUAUGCUAAGCUUGGAUGCACACAAGGAUGGUUUUUUGCUUCUCUGUUGCAUCCUGCUGACAGGAACAUAGCACAACUUGCAAAAGUAAAAUUCAUGAAAAGGCAUGGCGAAUGGCAAGACCUAGUCAUACCUCCCAGCAUCCGGUCAAUUAUAUGUCUUAACUUGCCCAGCUUUUCUGGUGGACUGAAUCCAUGGGGAACACCAAACAGCAAGAAGCAGCGUGAUAGAGAUCUGACACCGCCAUUUGUCGAUGAUGGCCUUAUAGAGGUUGUUGGUUUUAGAAAUGCAUGGCAUGGGCUUGUUUUGCUUGCUCCAAAAGGACAUGGGACUCGUCUUGCUCAGGCACACAGAAUCCGGUUUGAAUUUCACAAAGGUGCAGCAGAUCAUACAUUCAUGAGGAUUGAUGGGGAACCUUGGAAGCAACCUCUUCCAGUUGAUGAUGAUACUGUUGUGGUAGAGAUUUCUCACCUUGGCCAGGUUAACAUGCUUGCCACUCAUAAUUGCAAGUCUAAAAGUGUGUACGAUCCAUCAUCACCACAUCGUGGGGACGAGGAAGACGACAGUGAUGAAGAAGACUCUAUAGCAGAGGAAUUUCGGAAGUUUGGUGCAGCAGAUACAUUUAAAAUCCCAGACCAUGUUGAGCUUUCUCAUCUUAGUUAGGUCCUUCAUUAUUAAGGCAUUCUUUAGUGUUACUCCGUUGACAUUUCCCAUACUAGUUAACCCCUUCCAAAUAUCUGUAGCUUCUAUCAAGGUUGCAGCUAAUUUGCUCAUUUCUAGCAGUAUUAUGCCUCAAACAUGAUAACUGUAUUUAGAUACAAUAAUUGGUUUUUUCUCAACA